This is a messenger RNA of Xenia sp. Carnegie-2017, 3055 nucleotides long. RefSeq names its product serine/threonine-protein kinase/endoribonuclease IRE2-like. Gene Ontology annotation, biological process: mRNA processing; IRE1-mediated unfolded protein response; protein phosphorylation. The transcript is spliced from 24 exons. Gene Ontology annotation, molecular function: protein serine/threonine kinase activity; protein tyrosine kinase activity; RNA endonuclease activity. The record is from RefSeq and is a predicted model, not a curated record. Gene Ontology annotation, cellular component: IRE1-TRAF2-ASK1 complex. Bases 292 to 2754 code for a protein of 820 amino acids. NCBI's taxonomy places the organism in Eukaryota, Metazoa, Cnidaria, Anthozoa, Malacalcyonacea, Xeniidae.
AAGAAUUCUUGCUGCUGUGAUCUUUUGAAAUGCUCCAUUGUCCAAAGAUAUAUUUAUACGCGAUGCAAAACAAGUCAUACGUAUUAUUUUGAUAGUUGAUUCUCAUCAGACGAAGCAAAAACGUUUAAGAAGUGGAACAAGCACUGAAAUUAUUCACGUCGGGGAAACAUUGUGUUUAGUGGCCUAAGAAACGUGUUGCAUAUUGCUCACUAAAAAGCUGAGGGCAACAACGGGUCAUGGUUUUAAGCCAAAACAUUUUUUUAGUUUUGAUCUUUCUUGCAUGCCACUGAAAUGGAUCAAGGCAAAUUAUUUACAAAAGAAAGUGACAUUAAAGAUUCCUCCUUUUUGGAAAGUGAUGCCAAAAAUCCAAAUGCCCAAAGUGAUGCCAAAGAGUCAGAAGAUAAUCUGGAGGAAAGGCGAGCUCGUAAAGGAUCCUGCUUUGGAUUUCUAGGAUCCUGCUUUCUAUUUGUAGGAAUGUGUUGUCAAUGUUGUGCAAAUAGUAACGAUGAUGAUGAAGCUUCAAAAAUAACAGAAACUUCUGAAAGUCAUAUGAAUGACAAUCGCGGUUUUGAAGACAGCGAUGUAAUAUCUUCAUCAGUUUCCCAUAAUGAUGAACUUGAAAAAGUAGACCAAUCUUCAUCUUCUAGUACAAUAAAGCAACAUACAAAACGAGGGGGUGUUUUUCCAAAUAUCACGUCUUUAGAAAGUGAUGACGAAAGUAAAAUGAGAGCAUUUGAAGAUGUUAACGUUGCCAAAAGUGCUGUGCCUUCUAAAUCGGAAGCUGAUAGUAACGAUGAUGAUGAAGCUUCAAAAAUAACAGAAACUUUUGUAGGUCAUACGAAUGAUAAUCACGCUUUUGAAAUCGGCGAUGCAAUGCCUUCAUCAGAUUCGAAAAAAAGGGAACCUUCUGUAUGUCAGUUGAAUGAUAACGACAGUUUGGAAGACAGUGAUGCAAUGCCUUCAUCAGAUUCGAAAAAAAGGGAACCUUCUGUAUGUCAGUUGAAUGAUAACGACAGUUUGGAAGACAGUGAUGCAAUGCCUUCAUCAGCUUCGAAAAUGGCAGAAACUUCUGUAGGUCAAUUGAAGGAUAACGACAGUUUGGAAGACAGUGAUGCAAUGCCUUUAUCAGCUUCGAAAAUGGCAGAAACUUCUGUAGGUCAAUUGAAGGAUAACGACAGUUUGGAAGACAGUGAUGCAAUGCCUUUAUCAGAGCAACAUACAAAACGAGGGGGUGUUUUUCCAAAUAUCACGUCUUUAGAAAGUGAUGACGAAAGUAAAAUGAGAGCAUUUGAAGAUGUUAACGUUGCCAAAAGUGCUGUGCCUUCUAAAUCGGAAGCUGCUUCGAAAAUAAAGGAACCUUCUGUACGUCAGCCGAAUGUUAAUGACAGUUUGAAAGACAGCUAUGCAAUGCCUUCAUCAGUUCUAGAAUUGUUGCGUCAACCAUGGAAAUGUUCUGAUAAAUCAAUAAUGCAUCAGGAAAAGUUUAAAAAGAUGGAGGAAUAUACACGCAAACAUCCAGAAAAAGUUACACCGCUCAGUGGAUUGCGUGUUAUUUGUUCUGAAGAGUUUUUGCUUGGCAAGGGAAGUGAUGGAACCCGUGUUUACCUUGCCCUGGGAAAUGAUGGUUAUGGAAAAGCAGUAAAGCGAAUACACAAAGAUAGCGGCAAAGACUAUGCAAAUCGAGAAAAAGAAACUUUGAAUGAGCUUAAUGCAAAGCGAUCAAAUUAUGUUGUGAAUAUUUGGCAUUUAGAAGAGAACCUUGACGAAGAAUAUUUGUACAUGAUAUUAGAUUUGUGUGAAGAAUCGUUAGAGGAUUAUGUGAAAUCUUCUUCUUUGCAAGAUCUUCAAAAAGUCGUUCCUAAAAUUCUUAUUCAGAUCUUAAAUGGUCUAGCUCACCUUCAUAGCGGUGAUCGUCCUAUUCUUCAUCGGGAUUUGAGACCAUCAAACGUUCUUCGAGAUGUACAAGGAAAUUUUUUAAUUGCUGACUUUGGUAUUAGUCAUAUUUUAUGCAAUGGAGCUGUGACACAUCAAAGCAUACAGAGAGGAGCUAAAAAUUGGAUAGCUCCAGAGUCAUAUAACGCAUCAGAUAAUACAUUUAAUAAAGUUCGUUACAAAAAAGAGUCUGACAUUAUGAAUGCCGGAAUGGUGGCUUAUUAUGUUGCAACAAAGGGAAAACAUCCUUUUGGAGAUGAACGGCAUAGAUUGGACAACAUUUUGAAAGGAAACCCAGUUGGCUUGGACGAAAUCAAGGAUGCGACGUUCAAAGACCUUUUAUCGUUGAUGCUACAGCUAGAACCUAAAGACAGGCCAUCUGCCAAUGAGGCGUUAAAACAUCCUUAUCUACAAUCAGACGAAGAGAAAUUUAACAUGCUGUGUGAUAUGGGGAAGCAACUGGAGGUGAAACAUUCACAAGGUCAAAAUUCUCCCACUUCAGACGUUCAUACGCAGUUGCAUGGUUCCACAGAAUGGAUGAAGCGUAUGGAUGAUGAAGUCGUCAAAGAUUUGAUCAACUUUGAUGUAAACGACAGUAUAAGAACCCUUAUGUACGAGUCUACAUGGGCAGGAUGCUUAAUAUUCUUACGAAACGUUGACCAACAAUGGCAAAAUAAACCUCUUCCUUAUCUAUCACAAUAUGUGAAGCAAGGCAAUUAUAAAGAGUACUUCCUGCAAGUUUUCCCGGAGCUUCCUCUUCUGGUGCACAAAGUCAUUAGGUCUACUCACAAGAAAACUAAACCUGAUCACAAGAAUAAUUAAGAACAUCAUGCAUUUGUUCAGGAUUUGUUUACACUAUCUAAUCAUAAGUUUUAUUGUCUCGCUUUUAAAUUUAAUGACUUUUCAUUUAAACAUUUUCUCAUUUGAUACUGAAGUCAUAUAAUUAAUUAUGUAAUAUAUACUGUGAAAAAUUGUAAUCUCUGCAAAUGGAUAGGAUUACUUAAAAAUGUAUAAUGGGACUUAAAAUAUUACUAAUUCGAAUGUAUAGUCAUGUAGUGGCAAUGUAUCCCUCGCAAUACAUGGCAUUCAUCUUGUUAAAUGAAUUAAAAUUGUAUGUUCGUCA